CACCAUUUCCUCCCGUUCCUCGUCAACCGCACGUCUGCGCCGGCAGCCUCAGGCAAAGGCAACCACGAGAAGGACGCACCGGUGACGCACAGCCGGGCAGCCGGCCGGCGGUUUCUCAGACUGCCACCACCGCGUCGCAAAAAUAGUAACGAAUUAGAUUAGGUCUCCUAGCUGCUAAGUAAUUGCUUUGGCACAAGAGCCAUUCAUUUGAUGCUGGAAGAAGAAGCUGGGCUCAGAAAAUGGACCAGAAAACCAACAGGAGGAAGAAGUCUCCCUUUGGAAGGACUCCUACUAUGAAGGGUAGGAAUUCUUCAUCGAGACACGGUGCUGAGCUCUCUAUGAACACUACAGUUGAUUUGAAAGAGAGACCAGAUCACUCACCCGUGGCUUCGCCGUCAGCAUCAUCUUCAUCCUUCUUCAAAAGUACAAGCCUGAAAUUCAGCAAUUUCAGUUCUCCUGCAUCAACCAGCACGCAUAUUGAGUCUUUUAGGGUAUUUGCAGCAACAUGGAACGUCGCCGGAAAGACUCCAGAUAUGGAGCUGAAUCUGAAUGACUUGCUGCCUUCUGAUGACCAUUCAGAUAUUUAUGUUCUAGGAUUCCAAGAGGUCGUCCCUCUCAACGCCGGGAACGUGCUUGUGAUCGAGGACAACGAGCCGGCGUCGAGAUGGCUCGCGCUCAUCAACCAGGCGCUCAACCGGACUUCGUCGUCGCCGCCGGCUAGCCGGUCCUUCAGCCAGUCCGCCUCUCCCGCUUCGGCACUCCACACGGCGAGCUCCAGCCCGCUCGACCCAUCGCUGUUUCACAAGAACGGGUCCUCCCCCAGAGAGGUUCGCCGCGCCGCCAUCACCCGCGGCCGCCGGCUCAAGUCGUGCACUUGCCCCGCGGAGAGGCCGCCCCGGCGCCGGCCGUACUCCAAAUCGUCGUCGUCCUGCCUGAUGAUGCGCUGUGGCAGCAGCAAAAACCGGCGCCGGUAUGCUGUCGAGGGCGACACGACGACGUCAGACGAGGAGGACAUGGACGUCGUCGUGGACGGCGGUGGGGAGGCAUCGUCCAUGGCGUCCGACGCCACGCUGUUGCUGCGGCCGGCGGCGGCGAACCUGCAGAGGAGGUACUGCCUGGUGGCGUGCAAGCAGAUGGUGGGUCUCUUCGCAACGGUGUGGGCGCGGCGGGAGCUGGUGGCGCACAUCGGCCACGUCCGGCUCAGCUGCGUCGGCCGCGGCAUCAUGGGCCGCCUUGGCAACAAAGGGUGCAUCUCCGUGAGCAUGUCGCUGCACCAGACGUCCCUGUGCUUCGUGUGCAGCCACCUCGCCUCUGGCGAGAAGGACGGCGACGAGCUCCGCCGCAACUCCGACGUCGUCGAGAUCCUCAAGAACACCCAGUUCCGCCGCGUCUGCAAGCGCUCCGGCCGGCGCAUCCCGGAACGAAUCCUCGACCACGAUCGCGUGAUCUGGCUCGGCGACCUGAAUUACCGGAUCGCGCUGAGCUACGCGGAGGCGAAGAAGCUGGUGGAUGCCGGCGACUGGGCGGCGCUGUUCGAGAAGGAUCAGCUCAAGACGGAGAGGGAGGGCGGGGUGUUCCGCGGGUGGAGCGAGGGCGUCAUCACCUUCGCGCCGACGUACAAGUACUCGUGGAACUCCGACAGCUACUACGUCGGCGAGGACGACGACGGCGCGGCGUCGAAGAAGAAGACGAAGCGGAGGACGCCGGCGUGGUGCGACCGGAUCCUUUGGCGCGGCGACGGGAUCGUGCAGGUGGCGUACGUCCGCGGGGAGUCCAAGUUCUCCGACCACCGCCCCGUGUGCGGCGCAUUCAUCGUCGAGAUCGCCGUCCUCGACGGCACGGCCAAGAUGGUGAAGCUCGUCGCGGCAACGGCCAGCAUGAAGGUCGGAGCGGAGGAGCUCCUCCUACCUCGGCAACCGUAGCUAGAAUCGGGCAUCAAUUUGCGCAAGUUGGUGCCAAGAAGCUCAUCGCAUCGCAUCUCGUUGCGUACGCCACUGAUAAUCUAGGAGAUAGCUCGGCGCGUACUGAUGCGUGAACCGCUGUUGUUUCUUUGUGCUUUCAAGAUUCAGUUCUGACACCAAAUGCUAUAGAAACCAAAUCGCUCUCUCUGACACCAAAUGUUAGACUAAAUCCCUCAGCUCUAAUCUGCAUCUCUGAACUGAAUGUGUGUAACUAGUUUACAGAAAACAAUUUCAUAUAUUAAUUAUUAUACAAGA
Triticum aestivum (bread wheat) is the source of this 2216-nucleotide messenger RNA. Its product is annotated as type I inositol polyphosphate 5-phosphatase 10. The record is from RefSeq and is a predicted model, not a curated record. Gene Ontology annotation, molecular function: inositol-polyphosphate 5-phosphatase activity; phosphatidylinositol-4,5-bisphosphate 5-phosphatase activity; phosphatidylinositol-3,4,5-trisphosphate 5-phosphatase activity. The coding region runs from base 240 to 1922 and encodes 560 amino acids. Gene Ontology annotation, biological process: phosphatidylinositol dephosphorylation. The transcript is spliced from 7 exons. NCBI's taxonomy places the organism in Eukaryota, Viridiplantae, Streptophyta, Magnoliopsida, Poales, Poaceae.